UCUCUGAGUCGACGAACAAAAGCUAGAGAGAGGGAAAUGAAAUGCAUUAAUAUGUGAGUUGUGAUGGAGAGAGGCUGGAAGGCUAAUAAUGUUGAGGUUUCACCAAAUUGUCCUAGGUGUGGUUCUUCCAAUACCAAGUUCUGCUACUACAAUAACUACAGUUUAACUCAACCAAGGUACUUUUGCAAAGGUUGCAGAAGGUACUGGACCAGAGGAGGAUCCCUUCGCAACGUGCCUAUUGGUGGUGGUUGCCGCAAAAGUAGAAGGGGUAAAUACAGUAAGACCUCAAGACAAGUCAAUAACUCAGUUGUGCAUUCUGAUGAUUUUGGAAGGGCCUCAUCUUCAGUGGUGUGCGAUGGUCCAAAUAUUGAUCUUGCACAAGUUUAUGCAAGUUUUCUCAAUAAUCAGAAGCCAGAUCAAGAGCAAACAGAUCAUUCCUACCAUUCUCCCGAGUAUUCAACCCUAUUGAACAUUGAUAUUGCUUUGUCUGAAGAACUUGGUCUUAGUGAGUGUCUGCAUUUUCAUGAUCAAUCCACAGAAUCCCAUUUCGGUGAGAGUGUCCAAAUGUACUCGUGCAGGUUCAACUCUAUCCAGAAGCAUCAAGAAUAUAGUAACAGUUAUGAUACUACCACAAAUACAAAUUUUGAGUUGCCACCGUUGCCAGGUGAUGAUAUGCUGUGGUCCGAUUCUGAGAUAAUGGUAGAUCAUGCUUUGCAAGCCACCCAACCACCCCUUUUUGGACCUGAAACUCACGAUGCAGACUUCUUAUUGGCCAAUUGUUGGACCCACUUCGAUUUGCCAAGGGAUGCUUCUUUUUCCACGCCCUGAUAAUAUAUAUGAUUCUUCUUCAAUUUCUGUUUCCUUUGUUUUGCAUGUUAAAUACUCUAGUUUAUGUAUAGGUUGGAUUGGAUCAAAUAUCACUAAUAACUUAAAUAAUUUGAAUAUGUAAACAAAUACAACCUCAA
This is a messenger RNA of Cajanus cajan (pigeon pea), 965 nucleotides long. Its product is annotated as Dof-type zinc finger DNA-binding family protein. The record is from RefSeq and is a predicted model, not a curated record. Gene Ontology annotation, molecular function: DNA-binding transcription factor activity; DNA binding. Lineage: Eukaryota; Viridiplantae; Streptophyta; Magnoliopsida; Fabales; Fabaceae. Gene Ontology annotation, biological process: regulation of DNA-templated transcription.